Plasmodium knowlesi strain H is the source of this 1590-nucleotide messenger RNA. Its product is annotated as conserved Plasmodium protein, unknown function. Bases 1 to 1590 code for a protein of 529 amino acids. The record is from RefSeq and is a predicted model, not a curated record. NCBI's taxonomy places the organism in Eukaryota, Apicomplexa, Aconoidasida, Haemosporida, Plasmodiidae. The transcript has 3 exons.
AUGUUCCACGUGAAGGCCCAAAUGUGGGGUAGACUUUCGUCGAGGCGGGUGCUUUCCGCCUGGGCUGUUUUGUUUCUUUUAGGAGGGGAACUAGUAGGUUCGCCGAAAUCAUUUGCAGAGGGCAUCCUGAGGAUACUCCCGGCCAAGGACUCUAUAGAUGGCAUACUGGUUCACUUGCCAUAUAAGUUUAUAAAGCACAGGGUUUACAGCAGAGGAAUAUACUUGCACGGGAAUUUUGAUAACCUAGAUUCGGUGAUAAAUUUGGUGGAAAUGCAGAAGAAGAUUACCAACUUACAUUGCAAUUUGAGGAAGGAAAAAGGGGAAUUCAUCCGGGGGGGUACCACCCAUGGGGGUACAUCCAAGGGGAACGACACCGACGGGAAAACCGACCACGGUCAAACCGACCAUCGUCAAACCGACCACCGUGAAACCGACCAACGUGAAACAGACGACGGCGAAACCUACGACCGGGGGGAUGUGCUAAUUACGAACAACUGUGUGCUCUUUGUUGAUAUAAAAUAUAAGGACAACUUAAAGAACAUUUUCCCCUUCAUGGAUUAUCUGUACAAACAUACAAGUGCCACUGCGUUGGUUUUCCUUUGUGAUAAUUUUUUAUAUGACAACGAGUUAUACAACCCGCAUGAGGAUCUGAACACAACGAUUCUUCAUUCCAGUGUCUUAACCUACUUGGUGCCUUACGACUCCAUGAUAUCAUAUCAGCAGAAGGAUCAGUACCAUAAAUAUACCUUUGAAUUAUAUUGGGGCUUCUCCAAGAAGACUGAUAUUGUUCAUAUAAAUUAUCAUUUAGAUUUGGGAAAAUAUUUUAACUACACUUUUUUUCACUAUAUGAAAAACUUCCUUCUAGAUUUGAAGGAGCAUAUAACAUAUGAAAUUCAUUUUAGCAUCCACAAAAAUUUCACUAUCGACCCUCGCUUUUGCUUCAUCCGUGAUUCGUCGUACUGCAUAAGCAAACCUGACUACAUGAACUCCAAUGUUGUGCGGGAGGUGGUGGAACAACAAGUUCGAAGUUUGUGUGUCUACCAUUUAACCGCCACCGAGGAACAUGUUCCAGGGGAAUACGUUGCUACUUAUGCACCGAAGAAAAGGUUCAGCGAAAAAUUCAUCCAGUACAUAAAUGCCCUGUUCGAUUUUGAGUUCGAAAAGAAUCUGUGCUCCAAUGGGUCAAACGAUUUGUCAAAAAAAUGUUCGAACAUAAUUUUAGACCACUUGGGUGUACCCGUACAGGAAAUCAACAAAUGCUUUUUAAAAAAUUUCCAUACCUACAUGAAGGAUAUGAUAAAAAGCAAGUUCUAUGUUUACUCGAUACAGAUAAAUGGGCAGACUUAUAAGCUGAAACUGAACAAGGAUAUUAGUAUACGGUUAAUCUGUUCGGCCUUCCGUGUCAUGCCUAAACGCUGUGCAGACUACUUUGCGGGGGGUGUUUAUGGCACUUCCCUUGUGCGCAAAAAGAGUAAGAAGAAGGAGCUCGUAGCCUUCUACAUCCUCCUGCUCCUUGUGUUGUCGCACAUCUUGGGGACACUCCUUAACUACCUGGUAUCUUGCCACCUCGACAUGAUCGAGAAGAACUAG